UUCACAUCCAUCGCCUUAAACUUGCAGACUCUCUCUCUUUCGCUCUCUCUCUUACUUUCUCUCUCUCGUGUCGCUCAAUCUCAGCUACAGCUUUGGUCUGAUUCGACGAUCGGACGGCAACCAAUCCCCGACCCAUGACUCUGAUGACUCCUCCACCGCUUGAUCAGCAGCAACAGCAGGAGGACGAUGAGAUGCUGGUCCCACACACCGACUUUCCCCAUGGUCCACAGCCAAUGGAAGUAGCUCAAGCAGAAACGGCAAAUCCUGUGGAUGCUCAGCCAGUGGAGGAUCCACCAUCAGCGAGGUUCACAUGGACAAUUGAGAACUUUUCAAGGCUUAAUACCAAGAAGCUUUAUUCUGAUGUUUUCUUUGUUGGAGGCUACAAAUGGAGGAUACUCAUCUUCCCGAAAGGAAACAAUGUAGAUCAUUUGUCUAUGUAUCUAGAUGUUGCAGAUUCGCCAACCUUGCCUUAUGGGUGGAGUAGAUAUGCCCAAUUCAGCUUGUCUGUUGUCAAUCAAAUUCAUAGUAAAUUCUCGGUUAGAAAAGAAACACAGCACCAGUUUAAUGCACGUGAGAGUGAUUGGGGCUUCACUUCUUUCAUGCCCCUUGGAGAAUUGUAUGAUCCUUGUAGAGGUUAUCUUGUGAACGAUACAUGCAUAGUUGAAGCUGAUGUUGCUGUACGUAGGGUUAUUGAUUACUGGUCACAUGACUCAAAGAAAGAAACUGGUUAUGUUGGACUUAAGAACCAAGGAGCGACAUGCUAUAUGAACUCACUCCUCCAAACCUUGUACCAUAUUCCUUACUUUAGAAAGGCUGUCUAUCAUAUGCCAACGACUGAGAAUGAUAAUCCAUCAGGGAGUAUCCCUCUGGCUUUGCAGAGUUUGUUUUACAAGCUUCAGUACAGUGAUACCAGUGUGGCAACAAAAGAGUUGACAAAAUCUUUUGGAUGGGAUACAUACGAUUCAUUCAUGCAGCAUGAUGUUCAAGAACUCAAUAGGGUUCUUUGUGAAAAACUUGAAGACAAGAUGAAGGGAACUGUUGUGGAGGGUACAAUACAGCAGUUAUUUGAAGGGCAUCAUAUGAACUAUAUUGAAUGCAUCAAUGUGGACUAUAAAUCAACUAGAAAAGAGUCAUUUUAUGAUCUUCAGCUUGAUGUCAAGGGCUGUCGGGAUGUUUAUGCUUCUUUUGACAAGUAUGUGGAAGUGGAACGCCUAGAAGGUGAUAAUAAAUAUCACGCUGAACAAUAUGGUUUACAGGAUGCUAGGAAAGGUGUUCUCUUCAUUGAUUUUCCACCUGUGCUUCAGCUUCAAUUAAAGCGCUUUGAAUAUGAUUUUGUACGGGAUACUAUGGUGAAGAUAAAUGACCGCUAUGAGUUCCCUUUGCAACUUGAUCUUGAUAGGGAGAAUGGGAAAUAUCUUUCACCUGAUGCUGACAGAAGUGUCCGCAACCUGUACACGCUUCAUAGUGUCUUGGUGCACAGUGGUGGGGUACAUGGUGGGCACUACUAUGCUUAUAUCAGGCCAACUCUAUCUGACCAGUGGUUUAAAUUUGAUGAUGAACGAGUAACAAAAGAAGAUAUUAAGAGGGCAUUAGAGGAGCAGUAUGGUGGUGAGGAAGAGUUGCCACAGACAAAUCCUGGAUUCAACAAUGCUCCAUUCAAGUUUACAAAAUAUUCAAAUGCAUAUAUGCUUGUUUAUAUACGUGAAAGUGACAAGGAGAAAAUAAUUUGCAAUGUUGAUGAGAAGGACAUUGCAGAACACCUUAGGAUAAGGUUGAAGAAAGAACAAGAAGAAAAGGAGCAAAAGAGAAAGGAAAAAGCUGAGGCACACCUUUACACUAUCAUUAAGGUUGCACGUAAUGAGGACCUACUUGAACAGAUAGGAAGGGAUAUAUAUUUUGAUCUGGUGGAUCAUGACAAAGUUCGAAGUUUUCGUAUCCAGAAACAGAUGCCUUUUAACUUAUUUAAGGAAGAGGUUGCCAAAGAGUUCGGCGUACCAGUGCAAUUUCAACGUUUCUGGUUGUGGGCAAAGCGCCAGAACCAUACAUACCGUCCAAAUCGGCCACUGACACCUUUGGAGGAAGCACAAUCGGUUGGACAGCUGAGAGAAGUUUCCAAUAAGGCAAAUAAUGCAGAGCUAAAGCUGUUUUUGGAAGUAGAACUUGGCUUGGAUUCACGGCCUGUUGCACCUCCUGACAAGACUAAAGAGGAUAUUCUUCUGUUCUUUAAACUCUAUGAUCCUUUGAAAGAGGAACUGCGGUAUGUAGGAAGGCUGUUUGUGAAGGGAAGUGGGAAGCCUGCGGAGAUAUUGACCAAGUUAAAUGAAAUGGCUGGCUUCAAUUCUGAUGAUGAAAUUGAACUUUUUGAGGAAAUAAAGUUUGAGCCUAAUGUUAUGUGCGAACACAUAGACAAGAAGGUCACUUUCCGUGCUAGUCAGCUUGAAGAUGGGGACAUCAUUUGCUUUCAGAAAACUCAAGUUGGAAGUACUGAACAAUGCCGCUAUCCGGAUGUUCCUUCAUUCUUAGAAUAUGUUCGCAACCGUCAGGUUGUUCGCUUCCGAUCAUUGGAGAAACCAAAGGAAGAUGAGUUCUGUCUUGAGUUGUCAAAGCUUCACACUUAUGAUGAUGUUGUGGAAAGAGUUGCUCAGCAUCUUGGGCUGGAUGAUCCUUCAAAAAUCAGGCUCACUUCUCAUAAUUGUUAUUCCCAGCAACCCAAACCACAACCUGUCAAGUACCGAGGUGUGGAACAUUUGUCUGACAUGCUGGUGCACUACAAUCAGACUUCGGAUAUUCUCUACUAUGAAAUAUUGGACAUUCCUCUCCCAGAACUGCAAGGCUUGAAAACUUUAAAAGUUGCUUUUCAUCAUGCUACCAAGGAUGAAGUAGUGAUUCAUACAAUUAGAUUGCCUAAACAGAGCACUGUUGGGGAUGUGAUCAAUGACCUCAAGACAAAGGUGGAGUUGUCUCAUCCAAAUGCAGAGAUCAGAUUGCUUGAAGUUUUCUAUCACAAGAUCUACAAGAUUUUUCCUCCGACUGAAAAAAUUGAGAAUAUAAAUGAUCAAUACUGGACAUUACGUGCAGAAGAGAUCCCUGAAGAGGAGAAAAACUUUGGUCCUCAUGAUCGUUUGAUUCAUGUUUAUCAUUUUAUGAAGGACACAGCGCAGAAUCAGCAGGUUCAAAAUUUUGGUGAACCAUUUUUCUUGGUAAUUCGUGAGGAUGAGACUUUAGCUGAAGUUAAAGUAAGAAUACAGAAAAAACUACAAGUUCCUGACGAGGAGUUUACAAAGUGGAAGUUUGCAUUUUUGUCACUUGGUCGUCCAGAAUACCUUCAGGACAAUGACAUUGUAGCCAGUCGAUUUCAGAGAAGGGACGUCUAUGGUGCUUGGGAACAGUAUCUUGGAUUGGAGCACACCGACAAUGCACCUAAGAGGUCAUAUACAGCUAAUCAGAAUCGCCACACAUUUGAGAAGCCAGUAAAAAUCUACAAUUAGAGUGAAAAGGAAAAAUGAAAUCAGAUGACACCAGUUCAUUUCACGGAGUCGAUUCUAUUUAUGUGCGGUUUUGUGAAAAGAGUCCAAGAGGCAGAAAAAGGAAGCUUGCUGAGUUUGGCCAUUGAAAGUACUGAUCCUACUGGGUGUAAUUACUUCGUCAUAGAGGGGUGAUGGAUUCAAAUAUUAGUCUAAAAUUGUGUAUCCUUGAUAGUUCAGACUUUUCUUUCCCCCCCAACCAUCGUGCACCCAUUAUUGAGGUGACGUAGAUUGCAUCUCCCAUUUAAUUCCUUUGUAAUUUAGUACAUAAGAUUUUGAAUUAGGGAUGUAUAGAGGGUAUAGGUAUUUGUUUCAAUGUUGCUUCCUUCUUUAUCUGGUUUCUCCGUUCUUGUCUUUGUUAUAAGAAUUAGGGCAUGGAGGGCUGUGUAUAAUGUUUUAACCGGGCCUUCCUGGUUGUUUGUAAGUUUUAUUUUCAUCUUCUCUGUGGGAGGGAUGGUGUUUCACGAUUUUGCCAAAAAGAAAUCAGCCAUAUGAUCUGCCGUUUCA
Molecule: messenger RNA, 4031 nt
Organism: Ziziphus jujuba (common jujube)
Lineage: Eukaryota; Viridiplantae; Streptophyta; Magnoliopsida; Rosales; Rhamnaceae
Product: ubiquitin C-terminal hydrolase 12
Exons: 32
Coding region: 135-3488 (1117 amino acids)
Biological process (GO): protein deubiquitination; regulation of protein stability
Cellular component (GO): cytosol; nucleus
Molecular function (GO): cysteine-type deubiquitinase activity; protein binding; cysteine-type endopeptidase activity
Source: RefSeq, a predicted model, not a curated record